AUGCAUUUUAGAGAGAAACCUUACAAAUGUAAAGAGUGUGGCAAGGACUUUAGCAGACAUUCAAGCCGUAGUCAACACCACAAAAUCCAUACUGGAGAGAAGCCUUACAAAUGUAAAGAAUGUGGCAAGGCAUUGAAGAGGGAAUCCAACCUUAUUCAACACCACAGAAUUCAUACUGAAGAGAAACGUUAUAAUUGUGAAGAAUGUGGCAAGGCCUUUAUGUUCCAUUCAGGCCUUACUCACCAUCAGAGAAUUCAUCUGGGUAUAGUUGGAAACCUGAAGUUCUUUCUUCUUCAUCAUUAUACCUUCUUUUUCACUCCCUUGGGCACAGAAUCUUUCCUGAAGACCAACACCAAAGGAGGAAGUGAAGAAGAAAUGGCCCUUUCUCAGGGACAGCUCACAUUCAGGGAUGUGGCCAUCAAAUUAUCCGAGGAGGAGUGGGGACGCCUGACCCACACUCAGCGGCAACUGUACAGGGAUGUGAUGUUGGAGAACUAUGGACACCUGCUCUUCUUGGGUCUCAUUGUGUCAAAGCCUGAUUUGGUCUCCUUUUUGGAGCAAAAGAAGGACCCUUGGGAUGUGACAAGAAAGAAGACAGUGGUCUUUGAUCCAGGGAACCAUUUCAAGCCUAUUAAAUGUGGGGAAGACUUUUCUCAAAGAUCCAUCCUUCUGUCUAACAGCAUGCAUAUAAGAGAAAAUCCUAAUGAACAUGAAAGAGAUUUUAACCAGUCCUCCAGUUCUGGUGAUCAUCCAAAAAUUUAUGUGGAAAAAAACCCAUCCAGAUAUAAGAAGCCUGGGAACACGUUUAGUCAGUCAUCAGGAACACAUAUACAUAAGACAAUCUGUAGUGGAGAGAAACCUUACAAAAGUAAAGAAUACAGCACAGACUUUAAAUUGCCUUCGACCCUUACUCACCAUCACAGAAUUCAUACUGGAGAGAAACCUCACCAAUGUCAAGAAUGUGGGAAGGCCUUUAGUCAGUCUUCACACCUUACUCAACAUCACAGAAUUCAUACUGGAGAGAAACCUUACCAAUGUCAAGAAUGUGGCAAGACCUUUAAGCGGAUGUCAUCCCUUACUGAACAUCACAGAAUUCAGACUGGAGAGAAACCUUACAAAUGUGAAGAAUGUGGAAAGGCCUUUAGGGGGCAGUCAAACGUUCUUGUACAUUGCAAAAUUCAUUUUAGAGUGAAACCUUACAAAUGUGACGAAUGUGGAAAGGCCUUUAGGCGGCAGUCAAAGCUUCUUGAACAUCGCAGAAUUCUUUUUAGAAAGAAAUCUUACAAAUGUCAAGAGUGUGGGAAGGCCUUGAAGCAUUGUUCAAUCCUUAUUCACCAUCACAGAAUUCAUACUCCAGAGAAACCUUACAGAUGUAAAGAAUGUGGGAAGGUCUUCAAGCAGCUCUCAGCCCUUACUCACCAUCAUGGAAUUCAUACUGGAGAGAAAAAUUACAAAUGUAAAGACUGUGGCAAGGCCUUUAGCAGGCAUUCAAGCCUUACUACACACCACAGAGUUCAUACUGGAGAGAAACCAUAUAAUUGUGAAGAAUGUGGCAAGGCCUUUACCCAUCAAUAAACCCUUACUAAUCAUCACAGAGUUCAUAUUGGAGAGAAACCUCACAAAUGUGUAGAAUGUAGCAAGGCCUUUAAGCAGGAAUCCCACCUUACUCGACAUCACAGAAUACAUAUUGGAGAGAAAUCUUAUAAUUGUGAAGAAUGUGGCAAGGUCUUUAUGUUCCAUUCAGGCCUUACUCGACAUCAGAGAAUUCAUUCUGGUGAGAAACCUUACAGAUGUCAAGUAUGUGGCAAGGUCUUUAAGACUGCUGAACUCUUAACUCCACAUCAGAGAAUUAAUUUGGAGAGUGAUUAUACACAUGUAAAGAAUGUGGCAAGACCUUUAGGCAAUGCUAAACCCUUGUUCCUUAUCCAAGAAUGUAUAGUGGAGGUGAUUCUACAAAUAGAAAAAUACAGCAAACCCUUUCUUAGUGCUCAAGCCUCUCCCAGCAUUACAGAAUUCAUAGUAGAGAGAAAUCUUGUAUGUGUAAGAAUGUGGUAAAGCUUUUGGACUGCUCAACACUUAAGUCAGCAUCCCAGAGUUCAUACUGGGGAGAAAUACUAGAAAUGGAAAGAACAUGGCAGGCCUCUGGCUGGAAGUCAUAACUUGCUCAACAUCAUUGUUACCAUCCAGGAGCAAAACUGUAAUAUGUAAAGACAGUGGCCAAGCCUUUAACUAGAAUUCAGUCCUUACUCGGUAUCCCAAAAUGCAGUCUUGGGUCAAACUCUACAAACGUAAUGAAUGAGGAAAGACUGUCUCUUA
Messenger RNA from Mustela erminea (ermine), 2316 nucleotides. Its product is annotated as zinc finger protein 626-like. NCBI's taxonomy places the organism in Eukaryota, Metazoa, Chordata, Mammalia, Carnivora, Mustelidae. The record is from RefSeq and is a predicted model, not a curated record. Gene Ontology annotation, cellular component: nucleus. Gene Ontology annotation, biological process: regulation of transcription by RNA polymerase II. Gene Ontology annotation, molecular function: DNA-binding transcription activator activity, RNA polymerase II-specific; RNA polymerase II cis-regulatory region sequence-specific DNA binding.